Molecule: messenger RNA, 2181 nt
Organism: Tupaia belangeri chinensis (Chinese tree shrew)
Lineage: Eukaryota; Metazoa; Chordata; Mammalia; Scandentia; Tupaiidae
Product: transcription intermediary factor 1-beta-like
Cellular component (GO): chromatin
Molecular function (GO): zinc ion binding
Source: RefSeq, a predicted model, not a curated record
AUGGUUCUGGAUAUUUGGGCUUCAUCUUCAGUCCCACCUGGAGAUCUUCGCACCCCAGGAAGUGGUCAUGGCACUCCUUUUCCCCAGCCACCCAUGCCACCCCACUUGAUGAUGCAGCUAGAUGUCAUGGCUCACCUCACUGGUGUUCAAGCACAUCACUGGUUGGGGAUAAAGGGCUGGAUUGGACUUCACCUCUCCACACUGACGAAAUACAGACACAGAGAUGUCAUGGCUCACCUCACUGGUGUUCAAGCACAUCACUGGUUGGGGAUAAAGGGCUGGAUUGGACUUCACCUCUCCACACUGAUGAAAUACAGACACAGUGAAUGUGUGAUCAUUGGAGAGAAAAGUAUUGGGAUAAGUGUCUCGGCAGCCGCCUGGCGGCGUCAGGCAGCGGCCCAGGAGGCGGGUCACAGUGCUCGGCCUCGUGGCGGCGGCAGUGGCCCAGCCAUUGGCGGCGAGCGCAUUUGUGCCUGUGUGCCAGGACCGGACAAGGGUUUGGUGGGUGGCGAGAAGCGCACUGCCGCCUCUUCGGCCACAGGCUCAGCCACGGGUUUGGCCUCUGCCUCAGCCUCGUCACCCGCGGGGGGCAGCGGCGAGGCACUGGAGUUGCUGGACCACUGCGAUGUGUGCCGGGAGCGCCUGUGGCCAGAGUGGGAGCCGUGCCUGCUGCCCUGCCUGCAUUCAGCCUGCAGCACUUGCCUGGGGCCUGCAGCACCCGCCGCCGCCAACAGCUCCGUCGGUGGCGCAGUGGGUGAUGGCGCUGUGGUGGACUGUCCUGUGUGCAAACAGCAGGGUUUUUUCAAAUACAUUAUGGAGAAUCAUUUUAUACAGAGAGUCUGGCUGCGGAACUUGACUCGCCGGGUGUGCGCGUCUGCUCGCUCUUGCCCUCUGUGCGUGUGUGCGCCGGGGCCAGCCAAGUCUCGAGAUGGUGAGCGCACAGUCUAUUGCAACGUGUACAAGCAUGAACCCCUCGUGCUGUUUUGUGAGAGCUGUGACAUUUUCACCUGCCGGGACUGCCAGUUUAAUGUCCACAAAGAUUACCAGUACCAGUUCCUGGAGGAUGUGGUGAGGAACCAGUGCAAACUCCUGGCCUUCCUGGUGAAGCGCCUUGGGGACAAAAAUGCCACCCUGCAGAAGAACAUCAAGGAGGUCCGCAGCUCGAUCCACCAGGUGUCUGAUGUGCAGAAGCGUGUGCAGGUGGAUGUCAAGAUGGCCAUUUUGCAGAUCAUGAAGGAGCUGAAUAAGCGAGGCCGCGUGCUGGUCAAUGAUGUCCAGAAGGUGACGGAGAGGCAACAGGAGCGCCUGGAGCGCCAGCACUGGACCAUGACCAAGAUUCAAAAGCACCAGGAGCACAUCCUGUGCUUUGCCUCUUGGACUCUGGAGAGUGACAACAACACAGCACUGCUGCUGUCCAAGAAAUUGAUUUACUUCCAGCUGCAUCGGGCUCUCAAGAUGAUUGUGGAUUUUAUUGAGCCACAUGGUGAGAUGAAGUUUCAGUGGGACCUCAACACUUGGACCAAGAGCGCAGAGGUGUUUGGCAAAAUUGUGGCAGAGCGUCUUGGCACCAACUCAGCAGGCCCUGCACCCAUGGCCCCUCCAAGAGUCCCAGGACCUCUGAGCAAGCAGGGGUCUGGAAGCAGCCAGUCCAUGGAUGUGCAAGAAGGCUAUGGCUUCGAGUCAGGUGAUUUUUACACAAGUGCAGAGCCCCAUGCUUCAGGCGUGAAGCAGUCCCGCUCAGGUGAGGACGAGAUGACCAGCCUCACGCGCAAGGUGCGACGUGUGAGCCUCAAAUGCCUGGAACUGGACUUUACAGCUGACAGCCAGUCACCCAUCUUCAAGGUCUUUUUAGGCUGCACUACUGAAGAUUACAACGGAGCGGGGGGGGGCCCUGCCGCUGCAGCUGCUGGCCAGCCUGGGACUGCACCCCCAGGGACACCUGGUGCCUUGCCCCUGCCUGGCAUGGCCCUGCAUCAGCACAGCACGGGAAAUUACAAGCACACCCUGCAUUUUGCACCGAAUAAAUUCAAGGUCACUGGGGAUGGCAGCAGAGCGUGCGCUCUCCAGGCAUCCCAGUGUCCACGCCCACCCGUCGCCCGCGCCCACUGGGUAGGGGGCUGUGCGGGCGCCGGGGCGGGCCAUGGGCGUUCCCGGCCCGAGCAACCUGCAACUUCCCGGUGA